Messenger RNA from Owenia fusiformis, 323 nucleotides. Lineage: Eukaryota; Metazoa; Annelida; Polychaeta; Sabellida; Oweniidae. The record is from the annotation of a GenBank genome assembly.
CCUGUAGUUAUAAACAACCAGUUCAUAGGCGGUACACAAAGUGUUAUAUACUCGUAUUGCCUCAGGAGUUGUAUCAACGUAACAAGCACUGAUAUCCUUUUAAUGGAGUUUGCGCUGAAUGAUGACGUUCAGGGAGUGACGCGGUCGGGUAUGGAGGAAUUAGUCCGCAAUAUCAAGUCAUUGCCAUUGGCAGAACAGCCUUUUUCAAUGAUGACAAAUUUCAUUGUUCCGUAUAAACUAUUUGGGCGUAGAAAUCCAAAGUGUCUAUCUAUUGAGGAAGUGUUGUUUAAUCCAAUCGCAAUACAUUAUGACGUCACUUCCGU